This is a messenger RNA of Mus caroli (Ryukyu mouse), 2300 nucleotides long. RefSeq names its product TSPY like 5 (gene Tspyl5). Gene Ontology annotation, biological process: nucleosome assembly. Gene Ontology annotation, cellular component: nucleus. Lineage: Eukaryota; Metazoa; Chordata; Mammalia; Rodentia; Muridae. The record is from RefSeq and is a predicted model, not a curated record.
AGCCCCUGGGCUGGUAGCGGCUUUGAAACCUUGUUCUCUGGCACCAUGAGCGGACGUAGUAGGGGUCGAAAGUCUUCCCGCGCCAAAGGCCGGGGCAAAGGCCGGGCCAGAGCCCGCGUCCGGGCCGCUGCGGAAGACGCCUGGCACGACGAAAAGCCGCCACAGAGCCCGCGGCUCGAGGAGGACUGCGGGGCGGCCGCGCAGGUGCAGGCCGGCGCUGCUCAGGGAGGCGCGGAACCAGCCGAGCCGCGGGAAGAGGCGGCCUGCCGCCUCCCGCUGGACUGCGGCCUGGCGUUGCGGGCUCGGGCUGCAGGCGAGCGCGGGCUGGAGGCCCCUGAUCCGGACCUGGAGAGGGCCCGUUCCCUCGCCGAGCGCCUGACCAGCGACACCAGCUUCGUGGGAACCGUGGGAGCCUUGGCGAAGCUGCGACGCGGCUCCCGCAUUGGAAAUCGGCGAGUCCCCGGGAGGAAGGCCCCAGAUACUCGGAGCGCCACGGGGAGGGGACCUCAGGCCACAGUUAGUGGGAAGCCGAAGAUGGCCUCUGCGGGGCUGUGCGCCGCUGCUCCAGUGGGGGAGGAAAAAAAGAUGACAGAGAAGCAUGCUGGGGCAGGGUCUCCCGCGACAGUGGGCAGCAUGGAUACCCUAGAGACGGUCCAGCUAAAGCUAGAGACCAUGAACGCACAGGCUGACAGGGCAUAUCUCAGGCUUUCCCGCAAGUUUGGCCAGUUGCGACUUCACCACUUAGAGCGCCGGAACCUCCUCAUCCAGAGCAUUCCGGGCUUCUGGGGGCAAGCCUUUCAGAACCAUCCCCAGCUGUCAGCUUUUCUGAAUACCAAAGAUAAGGAGGUAUUGAGCUAUUUGAACAGACUGGAGGUGGAAGAACUUGGCCUUGCCAGGUUGGGCUACAAAAUCAAGUUCUACUUUGGCCGAAACCCCUAUUUCCAAAAUAAGGUGCUCAUUAAGGAAUAUGGGUGUGGUCCAUCCGGUCAAGUGGUGUCUCGUUCAGCUCCAAUCCAGUGGCUCCCAGGCCAUGAUCUACAAUCCCUAAGCAAGGAAAACCCAGAAAACAAUGGUAGCUUCUUUGGGUGGUUUUCAAAUCACAGCUCUAUUGAGUCUGACAAGAUUGUUGAGAUAAUUAAUGAGGACCUGUGGCCCAAUCCUCUACAGUACUACCUGAUCAGUGAAGAAGCCCGUGGAGAGAAAGGAAAGGAAGAAAGGCCAGGUCCAGCAAAACAGAGCCCUGCACCUGCAGUGAGGCAGCCCAACUGAUCCGGCACAGAUCUCCCUACCGACCUCUUGCUGGACCUGUUAGGCUGACCACGUGGGUUUGGUUGUCUGCCUUCUGUUCGUACCAUACGUGGUAGCCACUUUGGACUUAUCUUCAAGAAUGUGACAUUUGUGAUAAUAUUCUCUGCUUCCCCAUGACCUCACCUUGUCACAACAGUGUUGCGCGUGUGACAUUCUCACUGUUUGUGUAUCAAUCACUUCGGAUAUAUGACUUUCUCUAUCCAGUCCCUAUUCUUAGCUCUAGCUCUUCCCGCUUUCCUUUCACCUGGACAUUCUGAGUCAUUGUCCAGAUAGAUAUUCAAGCUAUGCUACUUCAUGGCCAGUCAGGCUGGGCUUUGUGUCCAUUUUAACCAUGCAUGUUAUCAGUGGCAAGAUUUUCCAUUGCUAUCACAAAAUGAAGCCAGUGCUUUUAUUCUGUGGGUAUGGAGACAUCAACCAAGGUUCUUCCUAUUUUGUUUCCCACUUCAGCCUAGGUCCAGCAAACCACUGGUGUGGAUGAGGACAAGGGAAAACAAGAGUAUGUUCUGUUCACAUCAUACAUCUCUUCUUGCCUCAUAGACAGUCCACAAGUGAACCCUCCUCAUAGUCUGGCUAUGCCUGGCUGCAGUAAGCCUAUUGCCUUUUGGCUAGGUCGGUGUUAUUGGCUCCAUCUUGUUUAUCAAAGACCUCAAGAACUGCCUAUGGACCCAGUACAAGGCAGGAAGAACAGUGCCAGUAGCAGGACAAAGAAGAGGCGGGAUGACUUGGAUUGGGCAGAUAAGAGUUCAAGAGGUGACCUUGAGCCAAAUAAAGAAGACCCAAACAUAGGAAGAAGUACUGAGGCCAGAGAGAGAAACCGGAAAAAAAGAGGACUUUGAUCCUAGGAUGAGGGGUGACUCUGUGUAUGCACCUUGCUGGCCAUGAGCUUCUCUCAUACUUGAGUGCUGGGACUUCAGAUUUACACAACAAAGCUGUUUGGGAAUCUCUUCUAUGUCUCCUAGGAAAGGGGAUGGAUUGUUUUGAAGAAAUAAGGC